AUGGCAAUUACAGAAAAUGCGACGGAUUUGGCUCCAAACAGACCAGAAACAUACUCUGACCACAAGCUCAUAUGGAAUAUAGCUACAGCUAUCAUUUGUGCUGAGUUUGUAUGUGCGUUCGUCCUCAAUGUUAUUGUCAUCGGCCUGUUGAAGAGGAACAAGAAAAGAAACCGGAUGUCAUUCUUCGUUCUUCAUUUAGCCAUUUCCGACUUUCUGAUGGCUGUGUUCUACAUCUUCCCAGUGGUGAUAGAUCGACUCUUGGACGUCUGGCUUGCAGGCCUGUUCAUGUGUAAAAUCAUUAAGUACCUGAGUUUGGUGGUGUGUUUCGCCUCGACUUAUAUGUUAGUGGUGUUAAGUAUCGACAGAUUAUACGCUAUCGCACGACCCUUGUCCGCGACUAGGAGAGGCAUUGUCUACAAAUGGACACUGGUCAUCUUCGCCUGGGUCAUUGCCGCUAUGCUAGGUGUCUAUGACCUGGUGUUUGCUGGGAUCCUGACAGGAAUACCAACCCCUGAAAAUGAUACUCCCUUCUGUGAAAUAUCAUACCCAGAUAAGUUGAAGAAGCUCUUGAUCCUUUUGUUUGCUUCCACCAAUAUGUUCAUUCCUGCACUGAUAAUUGGAGCCUGUUAUACGGCUAUCGUGGCCAUCUUGUGGCGCAGAGGAAGACAAGGGAUUCCACUGUCUAGUCGCCAGACAACAGAUGGUGCUGACUCUUACACCACCGACUCCCGACUCAAAUCUGACUCCGGCAUCAUCCACAGAGCGAAAAUCAAAACAAUUAAGAUCACAUUUGUGGUAGUGUCUGUGUUCAUUGCCUGCUGGGGACCAUUCACCUUUUACUCCAUACUUCUCCUGUAUCGUGUAGUACCAAUAAAUGGAUCCUACUUUAUCUUAAUGUCCCUUGCACCACUCAACAGCGUGGCUAAUCCGGUGGUGUUCCUGCUCUUCAAUUACAGGACUCUGUGUGAGCGGAAACGGAAACACCGACAGGAUAUCAAUGCCACUUCCACCACCACCAAGGCUACCUUCACCACCUAUAUACACAAAGAUUCGGAUUGGUCGAAAAGUUAUCCACUGUCACGUGUUCAUUAA
This is a messenger RNA of Ylistrum balloti, 1092 nucleotides long. Its product is annotated as cardioacceleratory peptide receptor-like. Gene Ontology annotation, molecular function: vasopressin receptor activity; peptide binding. The coding region runs from base 1 to 1092 and encodes 363 amino acids. NCBI's taxonomy places the organism in Eukaryota, Metazoa, Mollusca, Bivalvia, Pectinida, Pectinidae. The transcript is spliced from 6 exons. Gene Ontology annotation, biological process: G protein-coupled receptor signaling pathway. The record is from RefSeq and is a predicted model, not a curated record. Gene Ontology annotation, cellular component: membrane.